GUUGAAAACAUGGCCUUCCUCUGGAUCCUCUCCUGCCUCGCCUUCGUUGGAGCCACCUAUGGCUGUGGUGUUCCUGCCAUCUCCCCGGUGGUGACUGGGUAUGCCAGGAUCGUGAACGGUGAGGAGGCUCUGCCCCAUUCCUGGCCCUGGCAGGUGUCCCUGCAGGACUACACCGGCUUCCACUUCUGCGGUGGCUCUCUGAUCAGCGAGAACUGGGUGGUGACUGCUGCUCAUUGUGGUGUGAAAACCUCUCACCGUGUCAUCCUUGGAGAGCAUGACCGUUCUUCCAAUGCUGAGGGCAUUCAGACCAUGAGAAUCGGCAAGGUCUUCAAGCACCCCCGCUACAACAGCUGGACCAUCAACAACGACAUCACCCUGAUCAAGCUGGCCAGCCCUGCUCAGCUGAGCCCCAGCGUGUCCCCUGUGUGUCUGGCUGAGGCCGGAGACAACUUCCCCGGAGGCAUGAAGUGCGUUACCUCUGGAUGGGGUCUGACCAGGCACAAUGCUCCUGACACCCCUGCCCUCCUGCAGCAGGCUGCCCUGCCUCUGCUGACCAACACUGACUGCAAGCGUUACUGGGGCAACAAGAUCUCUGACCUCAUGAUCUGCGCUGGAGCCUCCGGUGCCUCUUCCUGCAUGGGUGACUCUGGUGGCCCCCUGGUCUGUGAGAAGUCUGGUGCCUGGACCCUGGUUGGUAUUGUGUCUUGGGGAAGUGGCACCUGUUCUCCUAACUCUCCUGGUGUUUAUGCCCGUGUCACCGAGCUCCGUGCUUGGGCCGACCAGAUCAUCGCUGCCAACUAAUUCACCAUUUUUGUGGUUUCCUUUCAAAAUCAUAAAUAAAUAUGUGCAAAA
Molecule: messenger RNA, 852 nt
Organism: Conger conger (European conger)
Lineage: Eukaryota; Metazoa; Chordata; Actinopteri; Anguilliformes; Congridae
Product: chymotrypsin A-like
Exons: 7
Coding region: 10-801 (263 amino acids)
Biological process (GO): proteolysis
Molecular function (GO): serine-type endopeptidase activity
Source: RefSeq, a predicted model, not a curated record